AUGGUAAUUUUUCAAAACCGUUAUUCCGCUUUUGUUCAGCAGAAUCAGCAGCAAUGUCACUGGAUUCCAGCUAAUCCUCAAUAUGUCCAAGGUCCAGUUCAAUUUAUCUAUCAACCUGAUCCACAACAACAAUUUCGGCCACAACCAUUCGAAGUACCAAUGGGUUAUCCCGCAUUUCAGGGGAAUCCAAUGUCUUUUCAAGCAUUUAAACCAAUGCCGAUGGCAAUGCAGACACAGGCUAUGGUUCAACCACAGGAAAUGGCAUACUACAAUCAAUAUAUAAUUGAGCAGCCUCAACCACAAUUAGUUAUUCCUAACGUCUUGCCAACUCCAACAGUAGUGCACUCAACUAUACCAAAUUUCAAUGCAACAACUCAGGCUAAUCAUGAAACCCUUCAGGAUCAUUCUCAGUUAAGACAAGCUUUGCAACUGAAUUACAAUCCCUAUAACAAACCUGCACAACCAUCUAGUGAACCGACUUCAUCAGUUGAUACACUGAGUAAGUUCUGGGAGAGAGAACUGUCAGAGGAAGAGACCAAAUGGGCUUUUGAAGGAAUUAAUGAUCUCAGUUACCUCGGUGAUCCGGAGUUCAAACGUUUAGUGUACUCGUUAUCCUGCUGA
Messenger RNA from Rodentolepis nana, 621 nucleotides. The record is from the annotation of a GenBank genome assembly. Lineage: Eukaryota; Metazoa; Platyhelminthes; Cestoda; Cyclophyllidea; Hymenolepididae.